Molecule: messenger RNA, 1396 nt
Organism: Fopius arisanus
Lineage: Eukaryota; Metazoa; Arthropoda; Insecta; Hymenoptera; Braconidae
Gene: Cln3
Product: CLN3 lysosomal/endosomal transmembrane protein, battenin
Exons: 8
Coding region: 129-1373 (414 amino acids)
Biological process (GO): regulation of intracellular pH; lysosome organization
Cellular component (GO): lysosome; membrane
Source: RefSeq, a predicted model, not a curated record
UGCCAGUGUCUCCACCGCUGCUGAUACGACUGGUCGUGUUCGGUGAUUUCCUCCAGUUUUAAUUUCCCUAGGAUAUCAAAUGUUUAAAUAACCUCAGGAGUCGUAAAUAAUAAUUACGUGGAUGUACGAUGGACGUUCGAAAAGUCUCUCAUUCGAUUAAGAGUGAACACAAUGAUGUCGAGUCGAAUUCGAGAGCAACAAGGUGGAGGAAUCUCCUCGCGUUUUGGUUCCUGGGACUCUGCAAUAAUUACGGAUAUGUGGUGGUCCUCACAGCAGCCCAUGACAUAUUGGCUUCAAAAUUCGGAACUCACGAACACGAUAAUGGGAGCAGCUCGAUAACGAAUACAACGAGAGACUCUCGAGGCUGCAAUGCAGUGUCAACAGGAGCUAUUCUUCUCGCGGAUAUUGUACCUUGUCUUAUUGUAAAAUUAAUGGUACCAUUUCUACCGUUUUUUAUUCAUGUUCGCAUGAUGACCUGCGUCCUGUGUUCAAUAUCAGGAUUUCUGGCUGUUUCCCUCGGUGAAACCCAGUGGAUCACCAUUUUCGGGGUCAUCCUCACGUCCAUCUCAUCAGGUCUCGGCGAGGUCUCUGUUGUUAGCUAUAGUCACAAAUUUGGAAAAGAAAGUAUCGCGUCCUGGUCUUCUGGUACUGGUGGAGCUGGCAUCAUCGGUGCUUUCUCAUAUGCUGGAUUGACCGUCAUUAUGACCUCGGAAAAUGCUUUACUCACUAUGCUCAUUAUUCCUGUUAUUCAGGCCAUUGCAUUUUGGCUUCUCCUGGUACAUCCAGCAGAGCAACCAAUCGUAAAAUAUGGUAUUGACAGUCAAGAGGAAAUCGUGAAGAUGCCGAAGAAAACUAUUCCCGAGAAGUUUCGACUUCUACCGAAAUUAAUGAAGUACUUGAUACCCCUAAGUCUCGUUUAUUUUUUCGAGUAUUUUAUUAAUAUGGGUUUGUACGAACUCAUUCAAUUCGAUGGAAUUUGGUUGAGUCACUCGGAUCAAUACAGGUGGCUUCAGGUUGAUUAUCAAAUUGGUGUUUUCAUCUCGAGGUCAUCCGCUGCUUUUAUUACUUUCAAAAAAGUCUGGGUGAUAGCUAUUCUUCAGGGCUUAAAUGUGGUGUUGUUCUCGACGGAGGCAAUUUUUUUUUAUAUUCCGAAUAUUUGGAUAGUCUUCGCAGUGACUUUCUGGGAGGGAUUGCUCGGUGGAGGAGCUUAUGUUAAUACUUUUUACAGUAUGCUCCAGACGAUACCAGCUGAGGAUCUUAAAGAUUCAUUGGGAAUAGUCACGAUGGCCGACUCUCUCGGCAUAACUCUGGCAGGAUGGACAGCCAUGGAGGCGCAUUCUGCAAUUUGCAAACUGCCACGACCCAUUCGGUGAUGCUCAUCACCGCAAAAUGUCCG